This is a messenger RNA of Melanotaenia boesemani (Boeseman's rainbowfish), 685 nucleotides long. RefSeq names its product EF-hand calcium-binding domain-containing protein 10 (gene efcab10). The transcript has 4 exons. The coding region runs from base 35 to 445 and encodes 136 amino acids. The record is from RefSeq and is a predicted model, not a curated record. Lineage: Eukaryota; Metazoa; Chordata; Actinopteri; Atheriniformes; Melanotaeniidae.
AUAGCAACCAAUUUAAACAGAAGUUGGGGAAAAGAUGGCGACCCAGAAAGAGAAAGACGCAGCAGACUAUCUCAAGAAACACAAAAUUAUUGAGCUCAUGGACAACUUGACCAGUAUGCUCCUCUUUCACAGACCAGAAAAUCCCAGAGAGUUUCUUGUUGAAGAGCUAAAGAAGCUGAAGGUUUCUCAACAAACUGGUGUGAAAGGGCCAAAUCUGUUCAACAACUUUAACCUAGAUGCAGUCCUUGGGAUACUUGACCCUACAAACCAAAAACACAUCAGUUUUGCUCAGUACAGACAUGCUCUGACCAUGCUGGGCAUAAAAUAUAUCAAUGAAUGUCCUGAAGGUGUAAAUGAAGACAGAAUAUCCCAUGAGACCUUCAAAACGGAAGCGAUCCAAGGUUUGCAGAGUUGCUCGGAAACAUAUACAAAUACUGAACCUUGAUGCCCUCUACCACUUUUUUUUUUUUGUUUUUUUGUUAUGCUAUUUAGAUUAGUGUUUUGUAAAACUGUAGUAAUUACACUGAUAAACAAUUCAUUUUUGAUUUUCUGCCAUCAGGCUUUUUUAUAAAGUCAAAAUAUAAGUCCCUGCUGCAUCCUUGCUCAUCUUUCUUGUUCUGUUGGAAUACUUUACAUUUGCUACUGUAAUGCUGUAAUAAAACAAAUGUUUAUGACACUGCUCUUC